This is a messenger RNA of Betta splendens (Siamese fighting fish), 3188 nucleotides long. RefSeq lists its product as uncharacterized. Gene Ontology annotation, molecular function: RNA binding. The coding region runs from base 248 to 616 and encodes 122 amino acids. Lineage: Eukaryota; Metazoa; Chordata; Actinopteri; Anabantiformes; Osphronemidae. The transcript is spliced from 2 exons. The record is from RefSeq and is a predicted model, not a curated record.
GUGGAAAGGAAGAGGAGAGGAGAGAGUUAGGAGGGAAAACCGGAGGAGGAGCGGGGAGAGAGCGAGGAUAUAACGGAGGGGGGAGUGUGCGCCGUGCAGUUGACUACAGAGAGAGAGAGAGGAAGGGGAACGAGAGUGAGAGAGUGCGUGUGUGUGUGAGGGAGCGCGCGAGAGAGCGAGAGAGAGAGAGAGAGAGAGAGAGAGAGAGAGAGAGAGAGAGAGCAGCCCGCCGGCCCAUUGAGGAAAGAUGGCUACAGUCACUGCAAACGGAGUGCAGCAAGAGAAUGGAUUCAGCACCACGAACAGCGCCGGCAGGAUGAACGGGCUUACCAUCGGCCAGAACACCAUUCCAAUGAAGGACCACGACGCCAUCAAGCUUUUCAUCGGGCAGAUUCCCAGAAACCUGGAGGAAAAAGACCUGAAACCCCUGUUUGAGGAAUUCGGAAAGAUAUACGAACUCACUGUUCUGAAAGACAGGUUUACGGGGAUGCAUAAAGGAUGUGCCUUUCUAACAUACUGUGCCAGAGAGUCAGCACUGAAGGCCCAGAGCGCCCUCCAUGAACAGAAGACUCUGCCAGGGGUAAGUACCCGGAGCCUGCCUCCUGUCAUGGGCUAAACCUCCCUGGGGCGGCCGGCGGGACAUGGGAACAUACAUUAACAUGGGCAUUUUAUCACACACACACACAGACAUGGGAGCAGAUGGAAGCAGUCAUCAUCCUUCCUCAGCCUCUUUCCUGCUCACGUACUAAAAGCGCGUGAGCGGCCUUUUUUACCUUGCUCCGUCUUAUUACACUAAUCACCCCAGUGGAGAUAUUUGAUAAGCGCUCUUUCAUAACACCCCGUGCCGUCCUUCCCCUGUCCUCUCACAAUAUGGCUGCUGCAGACACUAAUUGCCUUGAGGAAUCCCACUCUCAUUAUCACAUAUAAUCAAACGGUAAGUAUAAACAAUCAUUUUUACCAUGUAUAUCACCAUCUGGUGUUUUUGUUUUAAUUCUCUCCCCCAUAUUUUCCCCCGUCUUCUAUUGUUUGCCUUUGGCAGGCGGGUAACUUUUUCAAUUAAAAUAAUGGCCUCUUCAAACGACACAGGUAGAAUGUACCCAGCAGUCGGCUGUUAAGCCCACCCAGGAGGAGCCCCUCUAUCUGGGAUGAGCACGAGCUUUGGUGUCUAUCGGUGCUUGAUGUGUGCGAGGGGGAUUCAACUCUCACAUCAUGGGAAUUAUCAAGGUGUGAUUGAAUUACGCCCAUGGGUCCAUAAGACGGAGAAGCUGCUCUCAUGCCCAGGAUCCUCUCUGCCCCCCCCCCUUUGCUUCCACCACAUACCAAGACACCCCUCCCAGUUUGGGCUUUAAUCAGAGCCUCAGGAUAUCCUUCUGAAUCUCCAGGGAGGGAGAGUAGGGGGAGAGCGAGUGAGAUAGAGAUAGCAGUGGGGAGACAGGAGGUGGUGGAGGAGGACGGGGCUGGGAAGGCCUUUACAAAAGGGGAGGGCAGAGGUGGAUGAUGGAGUUGGGUGUGGAGGGCGGCGGUUGUAUAUUGUUCCUCGCUGUCUGGUUGUUUACGCUUCAAUGCAUACCAGGCACUUCGCUGGAUGUUAGGUACAUGUACACUGGCCCACUGCGGCGAAAGAGUCCCCCAGAGACCAGGCUCCCUGUCUCCAUGCUGCCUCCCGCGGCUUCCUAAUGAGAUGAUUGUCGUGAUGGUCCUGAAUAGGUGUUCUCCUCUUUAUUGCCCCCACGGAGGGACAUCCCUGUGUGCCUUCGAUCCAGAGAGAGGUUAAUGGCAUGUUCUGUGGGGUUUGGAUAAACAUUUCCCCCGUACAGCUCGCAGCGAGGGGUCAGUCAUGCAAUCUCAUGAGCACAGCCUGCAUACAGACGGCUAAUAAAGACGACCCGUCCUCCUGUGUGUGUGCUCGCGCAUGUAUGAGGCCGACAGGGAGAGAAAACAAGGAGAGCAGGAGACAGACACACACACACACACAGGCGGAGACUGUUAGACUGGUGGACAAGCCUCAUUGUCGUUGUCAUGGCCUGGUGCUUUAAAAUGCUCGGUGGCGUAAUGGUCCCUUUUCAGCGGCUUCUCCACACAGCAUCGCAGACGGGAUCCGGCUGUGUGGCUGUCACAUAACCUAAAUGCAAAUUCUGCUCCGAUGAGACGGCUGACAUUUAAAAAUAUGGUCUCGCUGCCCCGCAAGUACAUACGCAAAACAGCAUUCAAAUUAAAAGUGGACUCAACAAAUUAAUGCUACAAGUGGAGGCAGAUUGAGGUAACUCACAUUUGCCACCGGAGCUCGGCAGAACUGCUGUUUGAGGUUAAAUGCAAAUGCGACUAGUGUUGCCUUUAGUCAUCUGCCUGAUUCAUCACAGUGAUUGUUUUUACCCACAUCUCUAUGAGCCUCCACUUUGCUUCAACCGAGGUUAGCAGACGACGUCCUUUUACAGCACGGGUCUUUACUUACUAAAUGUCAUUGCAUCCUUCAGCUAAGUUUAGACGAGGACGACGGCUGUCAAUUAUUUACCUGACAAGUUUAAUCUAAUGUAGGAGUUUCCAAACAUUACUUUGAACACAGCUAAGGAAUGUCCAAUCACAAAAUAGGAGGCUGAAGGAAAAGGAGGAAGUGGCCGUUGGUUCUGCUCUGACGAGGACCGUUUCAUAGUGGUUCUGGCAUCUGUCAGAAGGAAAACAGCCACAGGUGAUAAGAUCAUCCCUUGUCUGAGAUUUUCUGCUUUGUUCUCUAUAUUAGGGCUUACUGGAGCUUUUGUUGUUGUUCAGGGGAAAGAAUAAAGUUAAAGUACUACCACUAUGAACAUGAGCACCGAGCUGGUGCAAAAAAUAAAUAAAUAAAACCCGAAGCCUCGUUAAUUAGUCAUAAUACAGAGUUCAUUGUGAUAUUUAUACAGUACAGGAAGUCACAGCGUUGUUGUAGGUAAGAACAUAAGAGUCCGCUUAUAUUAUAUUAAACAAACAUCCAUAUUGUGUUAAGUAUGGCUGCAGAUAAUGAAUGAAUGAAAUGAAUGAAACACUUUUGCUCUUUAAUUAUAUUAUUUUUUUUAUUAACCAUUUAUGACAAAUCUUCAAAUUGAAAUUAUAUGUUGGGAAAUUACACAUAAGCCUUUGACAGAAUGCCAACUCCUCACCUUGAGAGACUGUUUCGUCAAAGCAUCAGCUGUGAGACCCCCCCCAAAAAAUUCUAA